Molecule: messenger RNA, 1317 nt
Organism: Drosophila subpulchrella
Lineage: Eukaryota; Metazoa; Arthropoda; Insecta; Diptera; Drosophilidae
Gene: IFT52
Product: intraflagellar transport protein 52 homolog
Exons: 3
Coding region: 13-1317 (434 amino acids)
Biological process (GO): intraciliary transport; cilium assembly
Cellular component (GO): intraciliary transport particle B; cilium; centriole
Source: RefSeq, a predicted model, not a curated record
ACGGCAAUAAAAAUGUCCAAUAAGCCGGUUAUCUGCUUUGAUACAUCAAAAAAUGAACGCUUUCAAAUAUCAGACAACUACAAAAUGCUGCACCGGAAGCUGAAGGUCAAUUGGAAUGUGGAACAAAACGAUGCGGAGCUCAGAAAGGAGCGACUUGCCAGGGUAAAAGUUUUUGUACUCGCCGGACCCCAGGAUCGCUUCACGGAGGACGAGUUCGAGGUGCUGAAGCACUACGUGGAGGUGCAAGGAGGAAGUUUGCUGGUGCUCCUGGGCGAGGGAGGAGAGCCCGAGUUCAACACCAAUGUAAAUUUCUUUCUGGAGCAGUACGGAAUCUAUAUCAACGGGGACAAUGUGGUGCGACCGCACUACUACAGAAAUUUCCAUCCCAAGGAAUGCAUCGUGGGUGGCGGCGUUGUCUGCGAAUCCAUGUGGCGACACCUCCUUAAGUUGGAUAUCGAGAAAGUGGACUACGAUUUCAGUGACGAGAAGUACAAGAUACACUUUCAAUAUCCUUAUGGGGCCACCCUAAAUGUAUCUGAACCAGCGAAUGUCCUGUUAACCACCGGUCCAGUUGUGUACCCCUUCAAUCGCCCCUUGGCAGGAUACUUUACUAACGGAAAAGGUGGAAAGAUUCUAGCGUUGGGAUCUGGUUACAUUUGGCAUGAUAAGUAUCUGCAGGAUAAGACCAACGAUGCCAUAUUCGAGUACUUGCUUAAACUGCUCGGAGGAGACGAGAUAAGCUAUAGUCAUUUGGAUUUUAAUGAUGUGGAGCUCAGCGACAAUAAGCACUUCACUGAUCUGGCGUUCCUGGCCGACAUGCCCAAGGCCUGUCUUAUCGACAACAUUGGGACCGAGAUGCCCACGGACUUCAAGCAGAUGUUCGACAUGAAGCUCUGCGCCCUGAGCAACCACCUGCUCAAAGAGGUCAUCGAUGCCUAUGAGCAACUGCACGUUAAGUAUGAGCCACUAAGGAUCAUCAAGCCGCAGUUCGAGAUUCCGCUGCCCAAUCUCCAGUUGGCCACGUUUCCGCCCAUCUUCAGCGAGCCUCCUGCUCCGCCGCUGGAACUGUACGAUCUCGACGAGACCUUUAGCGGAGCUCGAUCCCAACUGGCCCACAUGACCGGGCAGGUUCUGCAGGCGCUGCAGGCCAAGGAGCCCCAGAGGAGGGCCCUCAACCAGCGGGAACUGGAGAACUACGUAAAGGAGUGCGCCAGGAUUACGGCUAUUGUCGAUGAACGACAGGAUAUGGCCGCCCGCGAGAUACUCAACAUUGUGGCCCGCCAGAUUGUCAGUUACAGACCUUAUGCGGAGGAAUAG